Messenger RNA from Prunus armeniaca (apricot), 354 nucleotides. The record is from the annotation of a GenBank genome assembly. NCBI's taxonomy places the organism in Eukaryota, Viridiplantae, Streptophyta, Magnoliopsida, Rosales, Rosaceae.
AUGAAGCCAGUCUUCAGAGUGGCAGAUGGUGCACCUUUCCAGGGUAGUGUUAUGAGGCUUCAUAUCAGCAGGCAUCAUGAGUGGUGUUUGUUUUUUCAGUGUCUCAUAACUUCUCCAACAGUUACCAAUAACGGAGUCUCAAACGGCGGAGAUGAUGGGUUGAAAAAGUUUCAGGGCAGCAGAGAGGCCCGCUCUAUGAGGGUUGAUAUUCCAUUGAUAGCAGGGGGAGAUAUUUUCUCAAGGCAAACUCCAAGUUCCCAUUUCAAUGACAGUGAUGGGCUGAACAUGCAGGAGUUGAUGUUUCCUAAGUUUUUUUGCAGUAGGUCAAAGAUGACAGAUCUGAAAUGUUCAUAA